AGUUAGGAGCGGGAGGUAAACAGGCAGGGGGAAGGAAGGGUAGGGAAGGUGUUAGCUGGGCACUGAUGGCGGACACCAUAGCGGACACACGGAGGCUCUACACCAAGCCACAGAACCUCAACGAUGCCUAUGGACCUCCGAGUAACUUCCUGGAGAUCGACGUGGCCAAUCCCGAGACGGUCGGAGUCGGACGGGCGAGAUUCACCACCUACGAGAUCCGACUUAAGACCAACCUUCCGAUCUUUAAGCUGAAGGAGUCGAGCGUCAGGCGGAGAUACAGCGACUUCGAGUGGCUCAGAGGAGAGCUGGAGAGAGAGAGCAAGGUGGUCGUUCCUCCUCUGCCGGGGAAAGCCCUGUUCAGGCAGCUCCCAUUCCGGGGAGACGAUGGCAUCUUCGACGACUCCUUCAUCGAGGAGCGGCGGCAAGGCCUGGAGCAGUUCCUCAACAAAGUGGCCGGUCAUCCGUUGGCUCAGAACGAACGCUGCCUUCACAUGUUCCUUCAGGACGAAUCCGUGGAUAAAAGCUACACCCCUUCUAAAAUCAGGCAUGCCUGAUCCCGAUCCCGAUCCUGAACAUGAUCCUGU
This is a messenger RNA of Silurus meridionalis, 584 nucleotides long. RefSeq names its product sorting nexin 3 (gene snx3). Gene Ontology annotation, biological process: late endosome to Golgi transport; endocytic recycling. The transcript has 4 exons. NCBI's taxonomy places the organism in Eukaryota, Metazoa, Chordata, Actinopteri, Siluriformes, Siluridae. Gene Ontology annotation, cellular component: retromer complex; early endosome membrane. The coding region runs from base 66 to 554 and encodes 162 amino acids. Gene Ontology annotation, molecular function: phosphatidylinositol-3-phosphate binding. The record is from RefSeq and is a predicted model, not a curated record.